Messenger RNA from Pygocentrus nattereri (red-bellied piranha), 589 nucleotides. RefSeq names its product C2 domain-containing protein At1g53590-like. The record is from RefSeq and is a predicted model, not a curated record. NCBI's taxonomy places the organism in Eukaryota, Metazoa, Chordata, Actinopteri, Characiformes, Serrasalmidae. The coding region runs from base 105 to 497 and encodes 130 amino acids. The transcript is spliced from 2 exons.
CGUUUAUAACUGGCUUGAUGUCGAUAACUGCAAACCACACUGGACUUAAUUUGUCUUGGCUAAGCAGAGAUCAGAUUCAGACGCCACAGAAGUGAGACAAAGCCAUGACUCCUCGCCUGUUGUGCAUGGCCGUCCUAGUCCUGGCGGCUCACCUGGCACUCACCAAAGCUGCCGUCCGUGUUUGGGGCAUCCAAGCCUCUGGUCUGGAAGGCGACCCCACAGGACCCCCUGACCCAUACAUCAAGGUGUGGUGCGGCUCUUCUUUCGGCGGCAUGACCGAGUUCUACAGGGACACUCGACGGCCUUCGUGGAAUGCAGAGUUCCGCUUCUCCAAUUGCAAAGCCAAUGACAUCCUGAAGCUGGAGGUGUGGGACAAAGAUCUUAACUUGGACGACCACCUGGGCACCUGCACCACGCAGGUGCAGCGUGGCUUGAACCGUAAUAAAUCCUGUCGUGUGGGCAAAGGCAGUCUGACAUACAGCUACCAAACAUCAUGAACAUUAUGUUAGCUUCACUGCUAAGUGCUUGCUCCAGCAGUUUUGUCUUUCACCCCAACUAAAGAUCAAUUAAAAAUCUGAUUUUCCACCAA